Messenger RNA from Drosophila subobscura, 1771 nucleotides. RefSeq names its product Golgi reassembly-stacking protein 2 (gene Grasp65). Bases 121 to 1593 code for a protein of 490 amino acids. Gene Ontology annotation, biological process: Golgi organization. NCBI's taxonomy places the organism in Eukaryota, Metazoa, Arthropoda, Insecta, Diptera, Drosophilidae. The record is from RefSeq and is a predicted model, not a curated record. Gene Ontology annotation, cellular component: Golgi apparatus. The transcript has 2 exons. Gene Ontology annotation, molecular function: protein binding.
UCGACAACCCUACAACAGAAAGACUGCCACGAAGAACAGAAUUUUUUGUUGGCACACGAAAUUAAUAAAAUAAACACUGCAACUGCCAGUGCAUUUCGUAUAAGUUGACGCAAGCAAACGAUGGGUUCGAGUCAUAGCGUUCACGUGCCCGGCGGGGGCACAGAAGGUUACCACGUACUCAAAGUACAAGACAACUCGCCGGGCCAGAAGGCCGGACUGGAGGCAUUUUUCGACUUCAUUGUGGCCAUUGCGGGCACUCGGCUGGACCAGGACAACGACAUGCUCAAGGAGCUGCUGCGCCAGAAUGUUGACAAGCCCGUCCGUCUCACUGUCUACUCGAGCAAGACACAAACUGUGCGAGAGCUGACCCUGACGCCCAGCACUAGCUGGGGCGGCCAGGGACUGCUGGGUGUGAGCAUUCGUUUCUGUUCGUUCGAAGGGGCCAACGAGAGUGUGUGGCACAUACUGGAGGUGCAUCCGAAUUCACCAGCGGAGCUGGCCGGGCUACGUGCCUACAGCGAUUAUGUGAUUGGAGCGGAUGCCAUACGCCACGAGAAUGACGAUCUGUUUACGCUGAUCGACACGCACGAGCAGCAGCCGCUGAAAAUGUACGUCUACAAUCUGGACGAUGAUGCCUGCCGCGAGGUGACGAUCAAGCCCAACACGGCUUGGGGCGGAGAGGGUGCCCUUGGCUGUGGCAUUGGCUUUGGCUAUCUGCAUCGCAUUCCGGUGCAGGCAGUGCCAGUACCAUCCGGUUCGGGUCCUGUUGCCAGUGCAUCCGAGGCCACUCCGCUGAUGACGGGCGGAGCAGGACAGACGCCUGCUCCUGCUGCAGUUGCCGCCUCUGCUGUUGUCUCACCAACGUUGCCUUACAUACCGCCUCUGGCCAACACCUUUGGAUCGACAAAUGCCGAGAUAAGACCCCCGCAAACAAUUGAGCCGCCGGCCCAGAGCCUAUUCAAGACAUAUUUCAACCCAGACGAAUCACAAGAUGCUCUCUCCGCGGCGCUGGAGACUCAGGCAAACAUUGCAGAGCCUCAGGCGCCAGGCAACAUAGCUGCUCCAGCUCCUAUUCCCGCGGCGCUAAUUGCUCAGCCUCCACCCGCGACUGUGGCUGGACCUCUGCCUGGUGUGUUUGCUUCUCCUCCUCCGUCUGUUGCGGAGGCUCAAGCGCAGUCUGUGCCGCCGCCAGCGAACAUCUUCAUGCCGGGCGUCUAUGAUCCCAGCGCACAGCACAAUCCGAACGUGGCCCUCGGCGGAAUACCGGCUGCCCAGCUGCCAUUCCCACAGGCCACGGCGGCGCCACCACAGCUGCCCCCAGCGGCCGUGCCAAUGUUCUCCACACCACAACAGGCCUACAUGUCGGCUCCGGCCGCUCUCUCCUAUCCGGCUGCCCAGACGGUGCCCUCGUAUCCGCAGGUACAGCCCUCCAUGGGCGGUCUGUUUCCCACGCAGCCAACGCCGCUGCCACCACAAAUGGUUCAUGUGUUCACACCACCUCAGGCGCACACGCAAUCGCAGCCGCAGCCGUCACCAUCCGGCAGCGAACAGCAGCAGCAGCAACAACCGGCAACAUCUCAGGCUGGAAACUAAGACCAACAUUCACACCUGAGCGCGGCGCUGUGUUGCCCAAUUGGACAAAUUGUCGUUAGGCUUUUAUCUAUCAUCUGAUUAUCUGAUUAUUUUGUAUGAUGGCGCGAUACCCCAGCCCACAAAUGGAGCGGCAGAUUGCUGUCCGAAGCGAUAAAGUAUGUAAAUGGCAUUCGUAAUA